AUGUGCUUGCCAUGUGCUUACUGCCUCCCAUGUGCUUACCUGCCUCCCAUGUGCUUACUGCCUCCCAUGUGCCUUACUGCCUCCCAUGUGCUUACUGCCUCCCAUGUGCUUACUGCCUCCCAUGUGCUUACUGCCUCCCAUGUGCUUACUGCCUCCCAUGUGCUUACUGCCUCCCAUGUGCUUACUGCCUCCCAUGUGCUUACUGCCUCCCAUGUGCUUACUGCCUCCCAUGUGCUUACUGCCUCCCAUGUGCUUACUGCCUCCCAUGUGCUUACUGCCUCCCAUAGUGCUUACUGCCUCCCAUGUGCUUACUGCCUCCCAUGUGCUUACUGCCUCCCAUGUGCUUACUGCCUCCCAUGUGCUUACUGCCUCCCAUGUGCUUACUGCCUCCCAUGUGCUUACUGCCUCCCAUGUGCUUACUGCCUCCCAUGUGCUUACUGCCUCCCAUGUGCUUACUGCCCUCCCAUGUGCUUACUGCCUCCCAUGUGCUUACUUGCCUCCAUGUGCUUACUGCCUCCCAUGUUGCUUACUGCCUCCCAUGUGCUUACUGCCUCCCAUGUGCUUACUGCCUCCCAUGUGCUUACUGCCUCCCAUGUGCUUACUGCCUCCCAUGUGCUUACUGCCUCCCAUGUGCUUACUGCCUCCCAUGUGCUUACUGCCUCCCAUGUGCUUACUGCCUCCCAUGUGCUUACUGCCUCCCAUGUGCUUACUGCCUCCCAUGUGCUUACUGCCUCCCAUGUGCUUACUGCCUCCCAUGUGCUUACUGCCUCCCAUGUGCUUACUGCCUCCCAUGUGCUUACUGCCUCCCAUGUGCUUACUGCCUCCCAUGUGCUUACUGCCUCCCAUGUGCUUACUGCCUCCCAUGUGCUUACUGCCUCCCAUGUGCUUACUGCCUCCCAUGUGCUUACUGCCUCCCAUGUGCUUACUGCCUCCCAUGUGCUUACUGCCUCCCAUGUGCUUACUGCCUCCCAUGUGCUUACUGCCUCCCAUGUGCUUACUGCCUCCCAUGUGCUUACUGCCUCCCAUGUGCUUACUGCCUCCCAUGUGCUUACUGCCUCCCAUGUGCUUACUGCCUCCCAUGUGCUUACUGCCUCCCAUGUGCUUACUGCCUCCCAUGUGCUUACUGCCUCCCAUGUGCUUACUGCCUCCCAUGUGCUUACUGCCUCCCAUGUGCUUACUGCCUCCCAUGUGCUUACUGCCUCCCAUGUGCUUACUGCCUCCCAUGUGCUUACUGCCUCCCAUGUGCUUACUGCCUCCCAUGUGCUUACUGCCUCCCAUGUGCUUACUGCCUCCCAUGUGCUUACUGCCUCCCAUGUGCUUACUGCCUCCCAUGUGCUUACUGCCUCCCAUGUGCUUACUGCCUCCCAUGUGCUUACUGCCUCCCAUGUGCUUACUGCCUCCCAUGUGCUUACUGCCUCCCAUGUGCUUACUGCCUCCCAUGUGCUUACUGCCUCCCAUGUGCUUACUGCCUCCCAUGUGCUUACUGCCUCCCAUGUGCUUACUGCCUCCCAUGUGCUUACUGCCUCCCAUGUGCUUACUGCCUCCCAUGUGCUUACUGCCUCCCAUGUGCUUACUGCCUCCCAUGUGCUUACUGCCUCCCAUGUGCUUACUGCCUCCCAUGUGCUUACUGCCUCCCAUUGUGCUUACUGCCUCCCAUGUGCUUACCUGCCUCCCAUGUGCUUACUGCCUCCCAUGUGCUUACUGCCUCCCAUGUGCUUACUGCCUCCCAUGUGCUUACUGCCUCCCAUGUGCUUACUGCCUCCCAUGUGGCUUACUGCCUCCCAUGUGCUUACUGCCUCCCAUGUGCUUACUGCCUCCCAUGUGCUUACUGCCUCCCAUGUGCUUACUGCCUCCCAUGUGCUUACUGCCUCCCAUGUGCUUACUGCCUCCCAUGUGCUUACCUCCUCCCAUGUGCUUACUGCCUCCCAUGUGCUUACUGCCUCCCAUGUGCUUUACUGCCUCCCAUGUGCUUACUGCCUCCCAUGUGCUUCUACUGCCUCCCAUGUGCUUACUGCCUCCCAUGUGCUUACUGCCUCCCAUGUGCUUACUGCCUCCCAUGUGCUUACUGCCUCCCAUGUGCUUACUGCCUCCAUGUGCUUACUGCCUCCCAUGUGCUUACUGCCUCCCAUGUGCUUACUGCCUCCCAUGUGCUUACUGCCUCCCAUGUGCUUACUGCCUCCCAUGUGCUUACUGCCUCCCAUGUGCUUACUGCCUCCCAUGUGCUUACUGCCUCCCAUGUGCUUACUGCCUCCCAUGUGCUUACUGCCUCCCAUGUGCUUACUGCCUCCCAUGUGCUUACUGCCUCCCAUGUGCUUACUGCCUCCCAUGUGCUUACUGCCUCCCAUGUGCUUACUGCCUCCCAUGUGCUUACUGCCUCCCAUGUGCUUACUGCCUCCCAUGUGCUUACUGCCUCCCAUGUGCUUACUGCCUCCCAUGUGCUUACUGCCUCCCAUGUGCUUACUGCCUCCCAUGUGCUUACUGCCUCCCAUGUGCUUACUGCCUCCCAUGUGCUUACUGCCUCCCAUGUGCUUACUGCCUCCCAUGUGCUUACUGCCUCCCAUGUGCUUACUGCCUCCCAUGUGCUUACUGCCUCCCAUGUGCUUACUGCCUCCCAUGUGCUUACUGCCUCCCAUGUGCUUACUGCCUCCCAUGUGCUUACUGCCUCCCAUGUGCUUACUGCCUCCCAUGUGCUUACUGCCUCCCAUGUGCUUACUGCCUCCCAUGUGCUUACUGCCUCCCAUGUGCUUACUGCCUCCCAUGUGCUUACUGCCUCCCAUGUGCUUACUGCCUCCCAUGUGCUUACUGCCUCCCAUGUGCUUACUGCCUCCCAUGUGCUUACUGCCUCCCAUGUGCUUACUGCCUCCCAUGUGCUUACUGCCUCCCAUGUGCUUACUGCCUCCCAUGUGCUUACUGCCUCCCAUGUGCUUACUGCCUCCCAUGUGCUUACUGCCUCCCAUGUGCUUACUGCCUCCCAUGUGCUUACUGCCUCCCAUGUGCUUACUGCCUCCCAUGUGCUUACUGCCUCCCAUGUGCUUACUGCCUCCCAUGUGCUUACUGCCUCCCAUGUGCUUACUGCCUCCCAUGUGCUUACUGCCUCCCAUGUGCUUACUGCCUCCCAUGUGCUUACUGCCUCCCAUGUGCUUACUGCCUCCCAUGUGCUUACUGCCUCCCAUGUGCUUACUGCCUCCCAUGUGCUUACUGCCUCCCAUGUGCUUACUGCCUCCCAUGUGCUUACUGCCUCCCAUGUGCUUACUGCCUCCCAUGUGCUUACUGCCUCCCAUGUGCUUACUGCCUCCCAUGUGCUUACUGCCUCCCAUGUGCUUACUGCCUCCCAUGUGCUUACUGCCUCCCAUGUGCUUACUGCCUCCCAUGUGCUUACUGCCUCCCAUGUGCUUACUGCCUCCCAUGUGCUUACUGCCUCCCAUGUGCUUACUGCCUCCCAUGUGCUUACUGCCUCCCAUGUGCUUACUGCCUCCCAUGUGCUUACUGCCUCCCAUGUGCUUACUGCCUCCCAUGUGCUUACUGCCUCCCAUGUGCUUACUGCCUCCCAUGUGCUUACUGCCUCCCAUGUGCUUACUGCCUCCCAUGUGCUUACUGCCUCCCAUGUGCUUACUGCCUCCCAUGUGCUUACUGCCUCCCAUGUGCUUACUGCCUCCAUGUGCUUACUGCCUCCCAUGUGCUUACUGCCUCCCAUGUGCUUACUGCCCUCCCAUGUGCUUACUGCCUCCCAUGUGCUUACUGCCUCCCAUGUGCUUACUGCCUCCCAUGUGCUUACUGCCUCCAUGUGCUUACUGCCAUCCCAUGUGCUUACUUGCCUCCCAUGUGCUUACUGCCUCCCAUGUGCUUACUGCCUCCCAUGUGCUUACUGCCUCCCAUGUGCUUACUGCCUCCCAUGUGCUUACUGCCUCCCAUGUGCUUCUGCCUCCCAUGUGCUUACUGCCUCACCAUGUGCUUACUUGCCUCCCAUGUGCUUACUGCCUCCCAUGUGCUUACUGCCUCCGCAUGUGCUUACUGCCUCCCAUGUGCUUACUGCCUCCCAUGUGCUUACUGCCUCCCAUGUGCUUACUUACUGCCUCCCAUGUGCUUACUGGCCUCCCAUGUGCUUACUGCCUCCAUGUGCUUACUGCCGUCCCAUGUGCUUACUGCCUCCCAUGUGCUUACUGCCUCCCAUGUGCUUACUGCCUCCCAUGUGCUUACUGCCUCCCAUGUGCUUACUGCCUCCCAUGUGCUUACUGCCUCCCAUGUGCUUACUGCCUCCCAUGUGCUUACUGCCUCCCAUGUGCUUACUGCCUCCCAUGUGCUUACUGCCUCCCAUGUGCUUACUGCCUCCCAUGUGCUUACUGCCUCCCAUGUGCUUACUGCCUCCCAUGUGCUUACUGCCUCCCAUGUGCUUACUGCCUCCCAUGUGCUUACUGCCUCCCAUGUGCUUACUGCCUCCCAUGUGCUUACUGCCUCCCAUGUGCUUACUGCCUCCCAUGUGCUUACUGCCUCCCAUGUGCUUACUGCCUCCCAUGUGCUUACUGCCUCCCAUGUGCUUACUGCCUCCCAUGUGCUUACUGCCUCCCAUGUGCUUACUGCCUCCCAUGUGCUUACUGCCUCCCAUGUGCUUACUGCCUCCCAUGUGCUUACUGCCUCCCAUGUGCUUACUGCCUCCCAUGUGCUUACUGCCUCCCAUGUGCUUACUGCCUCCCAUGUGCUUACUGCCUCCCAUGUGCUUACUGCCUCCCAUGUGCUUACUGCCUCCCAUGUGCUUACUGCCUCCCAUGUGCUUACUGCCUCCCAUGUGCUUACUGCCUCCCAUGUGCUUACUGCCUCCCAUGUGCUUACUGCCUCCCAUGUGCUUACUGCCUCCCAUGUGCUUACUGCCUCCCAUGUGCUUACUGCCUCCCAUGUGCUUACUGCCUCCCAUGUGCUUACUGCCUCCCAUGUGCUUACUGCCUCCCAUGUGCUUACUGCCUCCCAUGUGCUUACUGCCUCCCAUGUGCUUACUGCCUCCCAUGUGCUUACUGCCUCCCAUGUGCUUACUGCCUCCCAUGUGCUUACUGCCUCCCAUGUGCUUACUGCCUCCCAUGUGCUUACUGCCUCCCAUGUGCUUACUGCCUCCCAUGUGCUUACUGCCUCCCAUGUGCUUACUGCCUCCCAUGUGCUUACUGCCUCCCAUGUGCUUACUGCCUCCCAUGUGCUUACUGCCUCCCAUGUGCUUACUGCCUCCCAUGUGCUUACUGCCUCCCAUGUGCUUACUGCCUCCCAUGUGCUUACUGCCUCCCAUGUGCUUACUGCCUCCCAUGUGCUUACUGCCUCCCAUGUGCUUACUGCCUCCCAUGUGCUUACUGCCUCCCAUGUGCUUACUGCCUCCCAUGUGCUUACUGCCUCCCAUGUGCUUACUGCCUCCCAUGUGCUUACUGCCUCCCAUGUGCUUACUGCCUCCCAUGUGCUUACUGCCUCCCAUGUGCUUACUGCCUCCCAUGUGCUUACUGCCUCCCAUGUGCUUACUGCCUCCCAUGUGCUUACUGCCUCCCAUGUGCUUACUGCCUCCCAUGUGCUUACUGCCUCCCAUGUGCUUACUGCCUCCCAUGUGCUUACUGCCUCCCAUGUGCUUACUGCCUCCCAUGUGCUUACUGCCUCCCAUGUGCUUACUGCCUCCCAUGUGCUUACUGCCUCCCAUGUGCUUACUGCCUCCCAUGUGCUUACUGCCUCCCAUGUGCUUACUGCCUCCCAUGUGCUUACUGCCUCCCAUGUGCUUACUGCCUCCCAUGUGCUUACUGCCUCCCAUGUGCUUACUGCCUCCCAUGUGCUUACUGCCUCCCAUGUGCUUACUGCCUCCCAUGUGCUUACUGCCUCCCAUGUGCUUACUGCCUCCCAUGUGCUUACUGCCUCCCAUGUGCUUACUGCCUCCCAUGUGCUUACUGCCUCCCAUGUGCUUACUGCCUCCCAUGUGCUUACUGCCUCCCAUGUGCUUACUGCCUCCCAUGUGCUUACUGCCUCCCAUGUGCUUACUGCCUCCCAUGUGCUUACUGCCUCCCAUGUGCUUACUGCCUCCCAUGUGCUUACUGCCUCCCAUGUGCUUACUGCCUCCCAUGUGCUUACUGCCUCCCAUGUGCUUACUGCCUCCCAUGUGCUUACUGCCUCCCAUGUGCUUACUGCCUCCCAUGUGCUUACUGCCUCCCAUGUGCUUACUGCCUCCCAUGUGCUUACUGCCUCCCAUGUGCUUACUGCCUCCCAUGUCGCUUACUGCCUCCCAUGUGGCUUACUGCCUCCCAUGUGCUUACUGGCCUCCCAUGUGCUUACUGCCUCCCAUGUGCUUACUGCCUCCCAUGUGCUUACUGCCUCCCAUGUGCUUACUGCCUCCUAUGUGCUUACUGCCUCCCAUGUGCUUACUGCCUCCCAUGUGCUUACUGCCUCCAUGUGCUUACUGCCUCCCAUGUGCUUACUGCCUCCCAUGUGCUUACUGCCUCCCAUGUGCUUACUGCCUCCCAUGUGCUUACUGCCUCCCAUGUGGCUUACUGCCUCCCAUGUGCUUACUGCCUCCCAUGUGCUUACUGCCUCCCAUGUGCUACUGCCUCCCAUGUGCUUACUGCCUCCCAUGUGCUUACUGCCUCCCAUGUGCUUACUGCCUCCCAUGUGCUUACUGCCUCCCAUGUGCUUACUGCCUCCCAUGUGCUUACUGCCUCCCAUGUGCUUACUGCCUCCCAUGUGCUUACUGCCUCCCAUGUGCUUACUGCCUCCCAUGUGCUUACUGCCUCCCAUGUGCUUACUGCCUCCCAUGUGCUUACUGCCUCCCAUGUGCUUACUGCCUCCCAUGUGCUUACUGCCUCCCAUGUGCUUACUGCCUCCCAUGUGCUUACUGCCUCCCAUGUGCUUACUGCCUCCCAUGUGCUUACUGCCUCCCAUGUGCUUACUGCCUCCCAUGUGCUUACUGCCUCCCAUGUGCUUACUGCCUCCCAUGUGCUUACUGCCUCCCAUGUGCUUACUGCCUCCCAUGUGCUUACUGCCUCCCAUGUGCUUACUGCCUCCCAUGUGCUUACUGCCUCCCAUGUGCUUACUGCCUCCCAUGUGCUUACUGCCUCCCAUGUGCUUACUGCCUCCCAUGUGCUUACUGCCUCCCAUGUGCUUACUGCCUCCCAUGUGCUUACUGCCUCCCAUGUGCUUACUGCCUCCCAUGUGCUUACUGCCUCCCAUGUGCUUACUGCCUCCCAUGUGCUUACUGCCUCCCAUGUGCUUACUGCCUCCCAUGUGCUUACUGCCUCCCAUGUGCUUACUGCCUCCCAUGUGCUUACUGCCUCCCAUGUGCUUACUGCCUCCCAUGUGCUUACUGCCUCCCAUGUGCUUACUGCCUCCCAUGUGCUUACUGCCUCCCAUGUGCUUACUGCCUCCCAUGUGCUUACUGCCUCCCAUGUGCUUACUGCCUCCCAUGUGCUUACUGCCUCCCAUGUGCUUACUGCCUCCCAUGUGCUUACUGCCUCCCAUGUGCUUACUGCCUCCCAUGUGCUUACUGCCUCCCAUGUGCUUACUGCCUCCCAUGUGCUUACUGCCUCCCAUGUGCUUACUGCCUCCCAUGUGCUUACUGCCUCCCAUGUGCUUACUGCCUCCCAUGUGCUUACUGCCUCCCAUGUGCUUACUGCCUCCCAUGUGCUUACUGCCUCCCAUGUGCUUACUGCCUCCCAUGUGCUUACUGCCUCCCAUGUGCUUACUGCCUCCCAUGUGCUUACUGCCUCCCAUGUGCUUACUGCCUCCCAUGUGCUUACUGCCUCCCAUGUGCUUACUGCCCUCCCAUGUGCUUACUGCCUCCCAUGUGCUUACUGCCUCCCAUGUGCUUACGGCCUCCCAUGUGCUUACUGCCUCCAUUUACCCCAUUGCUUACUGCCUCCAUGUGCUUACUGCCUCCCAUGUGCUUACUGCCUCCAUGUGCUUACUGCCUCCCAUGUGCUUACUGCCUCCCAUGUGCUUACUGCCUCCCAUGUGCUUACUGCCCUCCCAUGUGCUUACUGCCUCCCAUGUGCUUACUGCCUCCCAUGUGCUUACUGCCUCCAUGUGCUUACUGCCUCCCAUGUGCUUACUGCCUCCCAUGUGCUUACUGCCUCCCAUGUGCUUACUGCCUCCCAUGUGCUUACUGCCUCCCAUGUGCUUACUGCCUCCCAUGUGCUUACUGCCUCCCAUGUGCUUACUGCCUCCCAUGUGCUUACUGCCUCCCCAUGUGCUUACUGCCUCCCAUGUGCUUAA
Closterium sp. Naga37s-1 is the source of this 8220-nucleotide messenger RNA. The record is from the annotation of a GenBank genome assembly. NCBI's taxonomy places the organism in Eukaryota, Viridiplantae, Streptophyta, Zygnematophyceae, Desmidiales, Closteriaceae.